GUGUAAAAUAAAAUGGUUGUCAAUGUUGGCGAACUUGUGAACAAAAAAUAGUUUGUCUGUUGUUUUUAAGUUGAAAUAACAACCUAACCUAGUAAAUGUUUGGAAGCUUCGUGAAUUUGGUGAUGUUAAUUUGAUUGUAAUACCUGUGCAGUUAUUACACAGCUGUGACAGAAGAGAAAAUUUGUUUUAAAUUUGAUACAUGUGAAUCAAAAAUGUCGGGAGGAAAAUCAGUAUUUCUUGACGUUGACUCUACGAUUUUAGAAAAACGUUUAUUGAUGGAAGACAAUGAUGACGACUUUGAUUUUCUCAACCCGUCUUCCGAGAAAGAUGUUUGUCCAUGGAAGUUGGUGACCCCUAAACCAGGGCUGUGCGUGAAGACGCGGAACCUGUCCACGGGAGAGAAGGUGUUCAUCAACGUGUGCACCACGGGCGGGAUCCCCGAUCCGGAGGACAUCUCGGAGGCGGCGCUGGUGCAGAUCCUCAGCUCCGACGACCCCACCACCUUCCGGGUGCCCAUGAGCAUCAACGAACCUUACGAGCACCCCGACAAAUCUGGCAAGCCGAGCACAGUGUAUGAUGUGGCCAUCAGCACCAACUUCUUCACCAAGAUGAACAGCAGCGAUAUAUUCAGGCCUUUUGUCAUUCAGGUGAUAAUGGACGGGCUGCAGAGCAAGUACGACAUCUCGCUGGAGUCGGAAGAGUACUCGGUCCUGAAGAACCGCAAGGCCAUGGGCGCUCUGAGGCCCCACCGCGUACAGCAGCGCGAGGUGGACUCGCGAGCGCGAGAGCCGCUCAUUCAGGAGGUGUACCCGCCCGUGCGCUCGCCCGCCCCUGCCCCCUGCAGGGAGCCCCGCUACAGCCUGGUCCGCUCGUCGCGCUGCCUGCUGGCCGACUUCCGGGUGGACGACGUGGUUUCUAGUAGGGAUCUGACACUCGACGUUGGAGAAGAUAGAAUCAUCCUAGAGGGGAAGAAGGCAGGUUAUCUCCUGGACAUAUUUGUCCCAUACUGCCUUGACCAGGACAAAACAUCUGCAAGAUUCAAUACAGAUACUAAAACCUUACAUGUGAAGAUGCCAAUUGUUUCAAGAAGCCAACAAAACACGUGACUGUGUGUCGUAACAAAAUAACAAGCUCUGAUAUUUCUUUUGUAUCAUUAUUUUCAAUAAAUUAAAACAAGCAUAUUUAAAUUGUAUGCUGUUGAAUA
Molecule: messenger RNA, 1204 nt
Organism: Bacillus rossius redtenbacheri
Lineage: Eukaryota; Metazoa; Arthropoda; Insecta; Phasmatodea; Bacillidae
Product: PIH1 domain-containing protein 1-like
Exons: 7
Coding region: 213-1106 (297 amino acids)
Biological process (GO): rRNA processing; box C/D snoRNP assembly
Cellular component (GO): cytoplasm; ribonucleoprotein complex; R2TP complex
Source: RefSeq, a predicted model, not a curated record